Molecule: messenger RNA, 1032 nt
Organism: Chenopodium quinoa (quinoa)
Lineage: Eukaryota; Viridiplantae; Streptophyta; Magnoliopsida; Caryophyllales; Amaranthaceae
Product: BAG family molecular chaperone regulator 4-like
Exons: 4
Coding region: 1-792 (263 amino acids)
Biological process (GO): protein stabilization
Cellular component (GO): cytoplasm
Molecular function (GO): adenyl-nucleotide exchange factor activity; protein-folding chaperone binding
Source: RefSeq, a predicted model, not a curated record
AUGAACCCAGCUGAAGAAGCCAUGGAUAAAGAGAGAGAGUGGGAGAUGAGGCCUGGUGGUAUGUUGGUUCAGAAGAGAGAGAAUGGUUUUGAUGAUGAUGGUGAUGAUAAUAAUAAUCUUCCUUUCUACAAGAUCAAGGUUGUUUAUGGCUCUUCUUCCUACGAAUUCGCCCUCCCUUGCAAAUUCACUUUUGGUGAGAUGAAGAAACUUCUUGUUCAAGAAACUGGGUUAGAGCCUGAGGACCAAAGGCUGUUCUUCCGUGGGAGGGAGAAGGAAGAUGGUGAGACUUUACUUAUGGCAGGUUUAAAGGACCACUCAAAGUUGUUGCUUAUGGAGCGUCCUGCUAGCAAGGAGAAAAAAAUGGAGGAGGCAAAAAAGAAAGAAGAAAUAUCAAAGGCAUUUGCUGCAAUUGCUGGAGUUCGGGCAGAGGUGGAUAAACUUUCUCAGAGGGUCUCAUCCUUGGAAGCAUCUCUUUAUAAUGGAACAAAGGUAGAUGAAAAAGAAUAUAUCAUCUUGACAGAGUUGUUUAUGGUUCAAUUGCUGAAAUUGGAUAGCAUUGAGGCCGAAGGAGAAGCAAAAACUCAGCGGAAGAAUGAGGUUCGUCGUGUGCAAGGCUUUGUGGAUACACUGGAUGCCAUGAAGGCAAGAAACUCUCAUCCACAUGAUAAUUGCAGCAAUACUGUAGCAGUGACCACCAACUGGGAGACAUUUGAUUCUGGAGUUGGGAGCUUGACUCCACCUUCGGUUUCAUCAUCUUCCAAAGUAACUGAAGACUGGGAGCGGUUUGAAUAGAUUAAUAUUGUCAUAUUUUUUGGUGCCACUUAUUAUGUCAUUAUUGCUUGUACAAUCCAUUAGGGACUUGUGUGAUUAUGAUUUUUUUGCUGGUAAUGGCUCCUCAUCAAUUCAAAGUUGUAUUUAACUCUUUGAAGUAUGGAGUAUGAAAGUUGCAUAUGAAGUUGUUGCCUAAAAUUUUCGAAGACAUUCAUCUAUGUAUAUGAUCACUUAUAAAAUUGUUUACUACUUUGCCUAUUC